This is a messenger RNA of Morus notabilis, 2052 nucleotides long. RefSeq lists its product as uncharacterized. The coding region runs from base 103 to 1731 and encodes 542 amino acids. The record is from RefSeq and is a predicted model, not a curated record. Gene Ontology annotation, cellular component: plasmodesma; plasma membrane. Lineage: Eukaryota; Viridiplantae; Streptophyta; Magnoliopsida; Rosales; Moraceae. The transcript has 9 exons.
ACCUCUUCUCUCUCUCUCUGUCCAAAAAAAGGGGGAAAAAAAAAACAGAGGCAAAAAGAAGAAGCUAAAUACAACUCCGAAAGCCCAAACCAGAAUCCCAUUAUGUCAUGUUCCAGAUCGAGAUUCAUUCUGUUCGUCACCAUUUUCCUCUUCGUUAAUGCCUCUGCUUGCGAAAGUUCUCACCUUCUCCACACUGUAAUACGUAAAUCCGAGGGAAAACAAGGAGGUUUUGAUGAUAUUGUAAGAUGGGAAACGACAAGAAGGUCUCUUGCGGAAGAGGCAGUGGACAACUCGUCUCUGAUAUUGGCUGAAGGGAGGACUCGGAGAAGGGACCCACUUGAUGGGUUUACGCGCUACAAUGGUGGUUGGAAUAUCAGCAAUAGCCACUACUGGGCUUCAGUUGCUUUUACUGCGGUCCCCUUAUUUGUCAUUGCUGGGAUAUGGUUCGUGGUGUUUGGACUUAGCUUGUCCCUCAUCUGUCUCUGUUACUGUUGUUGUCCUAGGGAGCCUUAUGGCUACUCUCGGACAGCCUAUGCUCUCUCUCUGAUCCUUCUCAUCCUUUUCACCAUUGCUGCAAUUGUGGGGUGCAUUGUGUUGUAUACCGGUCAGGGAAAGCUUCAUGACAGCACAAAGGACACGCUAAAUUAUGUAGUACAUCAGGCAGAUGUAACUGUCGAAAACCUCAGGAAUGUGUCAGAUUAUCUCGCUGCAGCCAAACGGAUUGGAGUCGAUGCAGUGUUUCUCCCGGAAGAGGUCCAGAAUAAAAUUGAUCAAAUUCAAACGAAGAUCAAUUCUUCUGCGACGACUCUUUCUAAAACAACCCAAGAUAAUUCAAUGCAGAUACAAGAUGGCCUGGAUAGCAUGAGAUUGGCUCUAAUUAUUGUCGCUGCUGUUAUGCUCUUUUUGGCAUUUCUUGGAUUCUUGUUUUCGGUGUUUGGGUUGCGAGUUCUUGUAUACAUCUUGGUGAUUGUUGGGUGGAUUCUUGUGGCGGGUACAUUCAUAUUGUGUGGUGUAUUUCUUCUCCUCCACAAUGUGGUUGCAGAUACAUGUGUUGCAAUGGAUGAAUGGGUCCAGAACCCCACUGCUCACACAGCUUUAGAUGAUAUUCUCCCAUGUGUGGACAACGCUACUGCCCAAGAAACCUUGUUACGGACCAGGGAUGUCACCUACCAAGUUGUCAAUGUGGUUGAUACAGUCAUCAACAAAGUCACAAACCUUGAUAUUCCGCCCAAUGGAUCACCCUUAUAUUUCAAUCAGUCUGGUCCAUUGAUGCCCCUUCUUUGCAACCCGUUCAAUGCUGAUCUCAGUGACCGUCAAUGCAACGCCAGUGAAGUACAUCUGAAUAAGGCUACUCAGGUCUGGAAGAAUUAUGUCUGUGAGGUCUCUGCAUCCGGAAUCUGUGCCACACCCGGACGGUUAACUCCCUCCAUCUAUGGGCAAAUGGAGGCUGCAGUAAAUGUGAGCUAUGGUUUGUAUCGGUACGGUCCCUUCUUGGUUGACCUACAAGACUGUACUUUUGUGAGGCAAACAUUCACAGACAUCAGCAAAACCUACUGUCCCAGCCUGCGACGACAUAGCCAAUGGAUCUACAUCGGGUUAGUAAUGGUCUCUUCUGCAGUAAUGCUGUCACUGAUCUUCUGGGUUAUCUACGCGAGGGAGCGAAGGCACCGUGUAUAUACGAAGCAGUUCAAUGCCAGAGCUGCCGGAGAAGACCCAAACAAGGCUGCAUAGACAUCUACUCCAAUCAUGCUUUGUUGGCUGAAAGUUCUUUCUUCGUGAUAUGUAUAUUUUGAGUGAAACUACACAAUCAGGUUUGUACAUUAUGCGAGUUAUCUAUCCCUUUUGGGUUUUGAUUGUGUGAAGUUUUUAGCUGACAAGCUGUUAUUAAUGUUUCCAAUAGCUCCUUGAGAAAGGGCUGAGUUAUGGGCAACUUUUGUGCCCAUUAGGAAGAACAAUAUUUUAAUACCAGUCUCAAAAGAUCACUAGGCUUUUUGCCCGCACGCGUUGCUACGGGAAAAAUUGUUUUAUUAUAGAAGAAGUCAUGACUUUUUA